UCCGUAAGAAGAGAAACAAGUUGAUGCCGGCACGAGUCGUCAUCCAUCAUCCACCCUCAUCAACGCCCUAGCGAAGGAGACGAGAAGCGCCGGGGUGACGCCAAGCAACAAGUCAUUGGCAGCGCAGUGACGCGGGGCGCUUUUAGACGCAUUUGUGCUAGCGACCCGUUAGAACAUAGAAGACCAUGGACUCUAUGGAAUCGUGGGGUAAAAUUUGGAACUUGCACCGCGACCGACCAGAAGUUCACCAGAAAGUGCAAGCUGCCUGUGCUACAAUUGUACGGAAUAGGCAUCAUGGAGAUGUCAAUCAUAAGAAACUGAUGGAAGCUAAUUUGAUUGUAUUAGAAUACUGCGGAGAUUUCAAUUGCCAGUCACAUUUGUUGAAAAUGAUAAUCUCCGAUGAAAGAGUCCAACUCUAUAAUGACUGGUUUGCUGCAGCAUGGUUUAUGGGAAGGCCAAAAACAUUCUAUGCUUUUAUGAAUCUGCUUGCCUCCGAGAUAUCUGUUAGCGAUUUUUUAAAUAUCUACAAUGAUGAGCUAGAAUUCCAGUUCUUAUACUCUGCACAGUGUGUUUUAGUGAGGUGGCAGGAUGAGUCACAGGCACAUGCCGGACAUGUGGGGCUACACUUGAACUGUGGAACCAAAACAAUCAGCUUAUCAGGUCUGCAGGCAGUUCCUACCGAAUUUUCUGCUGAGGGUCUCUUUGUUUUGAGAUCUACUGAAAUUAAGAAAGUUCAAGUAUUGAACGUGGACGAUCCUCAUGGGUUUGGAAAAUUGCAAGGAAUCAGAAUUGAAACAACCAAAGGACAACUUUUUGUUCAUACUGAUCCUCACAUUGUUGAUUGGACAAUGUUCUGUAAUUUUGUAAACUUUAUUUCCAAGGUCACAGUUGAAUUUGAGCGUUAUCCAAAAGAAGGCUCAAAUGUAACAGACCUCAAUGGAAAUGAGCUCCAAUCCAAGCGCACAUCACAUGAUUUUGGACAAAGCUUCAACUUCUGUGCCAAUGAAGAUGCUGUUCUACUGCAACCUGUGGUCCAAAAUUCUGUGUUUCAGGUUUCUAGCUCUCAAGAUGCUCUCAAAACAUUGGCCAUUAAUUCUGACAGUAAUGACAUUGAAAUAUGUCACCAUUACAAGCGAGUAUCAAAUGAAUCCUGUAACGAUUCGGAUACUGCUGAUGAAAGUCAUGACCAGAUCAGUGUACCAGUAAACAAGUUCCUUAAGAACGAAUGUGAAGGGGAGAAAAAAGCAGAGGUGAAUUGCUCUUUAGAAGAUACUGACAAUGGCAAAGAGUCACACCAGCAUGAUAACUCAAAUGUAGCCAAUUCUCAAGAGGACAAUAAUUUAUUGCAACUACUUGCUGCAAAACCAAAGAUGCCACAUUAUGCUGAUCUUGAUGCCGGAAAUACACCUAACACUGAAGAGGAUACUUCAUCACAACUGGUUGCUGUUGAAGACAAUGAUGCCCAUGUCGCUACAAUGGUGUAUCCCAAAACAAAAUCAAAGAGAGGGCGACGUAAAACUUUGAAUACAACUGGAAAACCUCGGCUGGCCUCACCUGUUAGUUCUAAGGUAAGAGGGGAAGCUCAAGAAGAGUCUGAUAAAAGUGAUAGUGAACUCAUGGGAACUCCAAGACGCAUUACAAGGCGUUAUACACAACAUAUUAAGGAUGCCAUGGGAGGCGAUGCAGACUCCGAGUUCAAGACUCCGAUUGAGCCUCCCAAAUCAUUUAGUCGCAAGAGAGCCCCAAAUAGAAAGAGAAAGUCAGAUGAUGAUACAAGCUUCACCACUGAAGUUGAAACAAGUCCAACAAGUGCCAUUCUACCCAGCCAACCUGGAGCCGAAGACACAACUGACACUUCACCGUUCAAGUCAGCAAGACCAAGUUCAGGAGAUGAAUCUGGCACUUUUUCUGCUGUGGACGAAAUCAUGGAAAGUACAUUGCCUCCCAAAGUCCCUGAUAGUAUGCCAACUCUUGAAACACCCAUUGCGACACCUGUUAGGGAUCCUGAAGACUCAUUGAUUCAAUCCGACUUUAACAACAUUCAUGAGAAAUUGAAUGAGGAAUUGAAGUCUGAUGCCCUAAAAGAAGAGACCACGUACAUGCCUGAUCCACUGCCUAUCUUUCCAUCGAAUAUGCCGCCCACUGCCGCACCUGCUAUUCCUGCGUACUUGCUGCAGGGUCCCCCAACUGCCAUUCCAUUGCAUGCAAACCCACCUCUACGGUCAUCAGGUUUUCGCAAUUACAACAUGUGCCUUCCUCCUAAACAGAGAAGGUAUGAUGAUGAUGAUGAUUUGAAGUCUGAAAACGGAGAUAUUUGGGAAAUGAAUGCAAUGGAUUCUUCAUCUGAUACUUCAUACUUAGAAAAUGCUGGCUCAGCAGUAUUGUUGCCUGCUGAUGAUAACGGAUUCUCUUCUACCCCUGAUGCCUUGAAAACAACUGCUCCUAUUGGAGAGAUGAACAACCUACAGCAGUUCUCAGAAAUAUGCAGUAAUGUUGAGAAUACUGAUGAGCAUCAAUAAUAUGCCUUUUAAACCCAAUCUUACUAUUUUUUUUUGUUCUUUGUCAUUUCCCUACAUUACAAAUGUUUGUUUUACCAAUUUUAUUGCUAUUUACCUGUAGUUCAUAAUGUUUGAUAAGUUCAGUGCAAAAUAAUUACUGAAUAAUAAAUUGUUUUUUAUUUUA
Thrips palmi is the source of this 2682-nucleotide messenger RNA. RefSeq lists its product as uncharacterized. The transcript has 7 exons. NCBI's taxonomy places the organism in Eukaryota, Metazoa, Arthropoda, Insecta, Thysanoptera, Thripidae. The record is from RefSeq and is a predicted model, not a curated record. The coding region runs from base 186 to 2519 and encodes 777 amino acids.